CGCAGCAGUCACUCUGCACCGUGCAGGAGAUGCUUACAGCUGCAGCGGAACAAAACAGAAAACAAUGUGUUGGGGGAAGGACAGCUGAAAACAUUCAAGUACAGUGACUAAACAUGGUCAACCAGGGGAGAGACGGUCUUCGCGGCCGCUCAGGAGACUCCGUCGGCGGCCUUAAAACUGGACGAAUCCCCGGCCAGGAGGAACUAUCCGGAGAGACUGAGGACACGGCGGAGUCGCUACGGGAGCUGCCGCGCUGGAUGCGGCUUUACUUCUACGGGAUGCACGGCGUGACUCUGGAUAUCCUGCUCUCGUCGGCACAGCGGGUUUUUAAAUACAGGGACCCUAAACUGGUGGGAUUUUCUUCACCAUAUCUCUGCAUUAUGCAUUCACUGACCCACUUUGCGUUGGAGAAGAUCUACUCUCAGAAGAGGUGCUUCCGAGGUCGGCCUCUGGUGUUUCAUCUGGUUUUCUACCCGUCUGUCUACAUCGGGCUGCAGAUCCUGAUAGGGAAUAUAAACACACUAACAGAGCAGGUGAGGAUGGUGUCUGGGACCCAGCUAGUAGUGCACUACAUCUUGUCUCUCUAUUUCACCCAGGUUUUCCACAAGGGGCUGUCAAAGCUGCAGUAUCACCCCUCCACCUUAUCCACCGACCCCUCGAGGAAACCAAACCCGCAGGAGAGCGUUCAUUCUCGCACGCCUCUGCACAGUCUUCCCGGCAUCGUGCGGUUCUUAUUCUUCGGGAUGCACGGCUUUCUGGAUGAGGUCAUUUUCACUUCAGUUUUCAACCUCGUGGAGAAGUCAGACCGGACCCUCAGCGGCCACACGUCCCUGUGGUCCUUCCUCAUGUACGGGAGCUGCAGCUUCGUGGUGGAGAAGCUCUACCUCUACCUGCACUUCAGAAGAGGGUGGGGGACCUGCAGGAGGCUCCCCAUCUACAUCUGCUUCAUCUACACGUGGGAGUUCUGCUGGGGGCUGAUUCUGAGGCAGUUUGACGCCUGCUCCUGGGACUAUUCUCAUUACCCUCACAACUUCAUGGGACUCAUCACCCUCCUGUACCUGCCUGGCUGGGUCUGCCUCAGUCUGUACCAGGACGUGCUGUCUAACGUGCUGCUGAGGAUCAAGAGGAUCAAGGGCACCAAGGAAGUAACAUUCAGCGGGGAGAAUGGGGAGGUCAAUGGACAGCUGGAGAAAAAGCACCUUUGAUUCAUUCUUUGUUGGGGUUUUAAUGUAAAAGUCAAUUAUAAAAAAGGCUUAUUAAACCUGUUAUAGAUGAAUAAAUUAGGCCUAACCAAAAUCUAUGAAACUCAGCAAAUCUAGCAGGAGGUAAAAUGUUAAAAAGUGGGACCAGCUUGGGGCCUUGUUGCUAAAAUCAUGGUGUACAAUCCACAUAUCAGCUAACUUUCUUCAUGCCAAAGUAUUUAACUACUUGGAUACUUUGGCAAGUUAGCAAUUUGUUUGUUGCCAUGACAGCAAAUGUUAAAUAUAGGAUACAAAACUUGGUGCAAUUAAUAUUUCAGCACGUUUAGACUCCAGUAAUUCUGGAUUCUGGGCACGUAUGCAGGUGAGACAUUUUCCAGUAAUGUUUGAUAUUUUCUGAGUCCAUUUAACACAACUAAGGGACCUAAAUUCUGUUCAAAUACUGCCGUUUUUAUCUUUCUGAUGUUACAUACAGUUGUAAUAUUAAUAUUUUAACAGUCUUCAUUAGCAUAGUGGUGUGAUAAUUUAUUUAUUUAAAUGAUUGCAGACAUUAUAUAACUUAAACAGUGAAGUCAUUGUGGCAGGUUCAGUCUGAAUUGCACUGUUUAAGUUUGCACCAGCAUGCUUUAUUACACUGUAGCUCAUAUCUGCAUGCUAAAACGUUUACAUGAAGCAACAUAUAGAAUGUUUUCAGAGUUUUUCCUCCACUACACACACACAUAACAACCUUAUAUUGAGAGGAAUCAUGCAGGCAAAAUGUUCACACCUUUUAUUUCAAGGCCUCCGUGACUGAAGAGUAAUGCAUGGUGACUGUUAGAGUAGAGAUAAACCCAGUACUAAUCGUAGCAAGAGAACCAGUAGCUGACAAGAUUGGAGGAGAAGGGUGAGAUUUUACUGUGAAGCUUCAUGAACCAAACUGCUGGAGUGCCUUCCUGUGCAAAGUGCAAACAGAGUCAGGCAGAGGCAAACAAUAAGGCCCAGUGUCCACCAAUCAAUAGAUCAGUUAUUUAUUUACCAGUACUUUCAGCUACAGAUAUCCAGAUUUAUUGUACUGUUAUUUGUUGCAACCUGUUAUCAUCUCAUGCUCUUUUAAAUUUGAAUAAUUACAGUCUAACAGUUUUAAACAGCUCUGAAGAACCUGUUCAGGAUGAGUUAUUGUUUAUGGCCUAUGGGGUAAAGUCAUGUUCAUUCCUGAAGAUCUUAAACUGAGCCUCUUUCUGCCAUAAUGUAAGACAUUUCAUGUCAAAACAUGUCUUGAAGAACUGUCUCUUCAUAUUCAUUUUUAAUGUUUGAAACCACUGUCAUGAGGUGGGUGUUGAAGGAGACGACCAACUCUAUGGCAACAAUUCUUGAUAGAGGUACCUCUUUGACACCAAAAUAGACACAAAGAGAUCCUCACUGGAGCUUUAAGUGAUCAACUUUAGUCAUAAAGAUAACUAUACACAUAUAUUUAACAUGUUUUCAGAUAUGGAUUAGAUAAACUGAAGCAUAUUCUGACCCCCAAAUGUGCUUUACAGUGGCCUUCUUUAUUAUUGAACAUUUUUAAACAUGUACCUUACACUGUGACUCAGCAAAUGGCGGUAGAUCUUAGCAAGCUGACUUCAAACAAGCCACUCUGUUAUGUAACCAACUGUGGUUUGGUUUUCAGAAAUAAGUGGCUAAUAGCUUGCAGGAUAUUACCCCUUUUUAUGAAUUUUUAAUCAGUUCUAGAAUCAAGGAAAUACAUUUAUUAGAGAAUUUUGAUCUAAGCAUAACUCUUAAAUAUGAAUAUUUGUUUUAACUUACUUAAUAAAGAAAUAGUUUAGAUAAUAGUUUUUUUAAUUGUUUGAUUUAUGUUUGUCAUUUGCUGUAGGCAGAGCGUCCUACUAGUUUUGAACCUGUUUUGUAGGUUCAGUAACCCUAGUAACAUACUUCAUAAUAAGCCAAAUCAAUCAUUACAUGCCCGGAUAUGUUGUGGGAGCUAAACAGAAAAUUGUUUUGUUGUUGGAUCAUUUCAAUAAUUUGGAAUCAUUCCAUUGAAUCAAAAUAAAAAUGUAUUUUUGGUUUUCAGUGUCUUGUUUGAACAUGUUGUAGGGGAUGUGAUUUAAUUAUCAGAACAUUGCACGUGCCAGUGACUACUGCCUGGGGCUGUUGUGGGUUGGGGUGGGGUGAAACUUGGCAGCUAUUUUGAGGUUCUGAAAAAUUGCAUUGAUCUGCAUCUGAAAUUUCUAUGGCUAAUUGAAUCAUACUUUGCUUUGUGGUGUUCCUUUUAAACAGAGACUACCAAACUACUUUUCAAAAACAUCAGAGUGUGGAAUAACAUGCAAAUUGAAUUUUAGAAAAGAUGACCUUCCUGCAAUGGCAUGCACUGUACUACUUAACAUUAUUUCAAUUAAAUCUGAAAUAACCCCA
Molecule: messenger RNA, 3590 nt
Organism: Notolabrus celidotus (New Zealand spotty)
Lineage: Eukaryota; Metazoa; Chordata; Actinopteri; Labriformes; Labridae
Product: transmembrane protein 229A
Exons: 1
Coding region: 114-1205 (363 amino acids)
Source: RefSeq, a predicted model, not a curated record